AUGUCAACAAUGAUCUGUUUGCAGGAUCCCCUGAACUUUGACCCAACACCAUUCGCUUACACUGGAGUCAACUUCAUAACCACACAGCUGGGAAACCAGCUACACUCGCCACCACUAUCGCCAUCAUCAUCAUCCUCGACUCCAGCGUCAACUCAAUCAACGCCAUCAACGACAUCUUCUUUGCCACCAUUCAACAAGUUCUCCAACACUGACGUCAUGUUGAUUAAAGAUUCCUUGCUAACUCUCUACAGAGCCAUAAUGAUGACGUAUGCAUUACGUCAUAAUUGCACGUGGAAAGGCCAACAGGAUAUAAAUAGCAUCAGGCUGAAAAUCUCGGAAAAAACAGAAAGUGGUCAGUUGAAAUUUCUGAAAGAUGGAAGCAGGGUCGGUUACUUCCUUGACGUUCUGUGGCUCAGAGAGAAUGGCUUCAAAAAAGUAGAAUUCACGAUUGCAUUUUGCUUGAACCGGCAUCAAAGUUUUGGGAAAAAAAGCGCAUAUGGCAGGAACCAUGAAACAGUAUAA
Molecule: messenger RNA, 522 nt
Organism: Helobdella robusta
Lineage: Eukaryota; Metazoa; Annelida; Clitellata; Rhynchobdellida; Glossiphoniidae
Exons: 4
Coding region: 1-522 (173 amino acids)
Source: RefSeq, a predicted model, not a curated record